Monodelphis domestica (gray short-tailed opossum) is the source of this 3295-nucleotide messenger RNA. RefSeq names its product NAD(P)HX dehydratase (gene NAXD). Lineage: Eukaryota; Metazoa; Chordata; Mammalia; Didelphimorphia; Didelphidae. Gene Ontology annotation, molecular function: ATP-dependent NAD(P)H-hydrate dehydratase activity. The record is from RefSeq and is a predicted model, not a curated record. Gene Ontology annotation, biological process: metabolite repair.
GGUGUGCGCUCCAGUUCGGAUUAGCCUCCAUCCCCUCUCCUAUGUUCUCGUUCCUCCUUCGGCACAACCUCUUCCCAAGAACCCAGCGGCAUCUCUAUUCAGAGCUUUGAGCAGCCUAAAGGGAGAGAAAAUGGUGAAGUGCACAGUCCCUGGGGUGGGUGGGUGCUGGGUGCGCGGGGACACUGCCAGUCUGGCCCCGCUUUUCUGGGACUUCUUGGAGGCGGGGCGCUCUCGGCCCUGACCCCGAAGGGAGGCGGGCCGGUACGUGAGCUGGGUUAUGCGCGCUGAGGUAAAACGUACGGAGAAAUGACGGAGCUCUGGGGCUUGGAGUGGGGAGGAGAGAUGGAAGGGGAAGGGGUGUGUCUGCCUACGAAUAGGGGGCGGGGAAGAGAGAGGAUGAAUCGGCUUUGCCCAGCCUGCCUGCAGGCGGAGAUCCCGAGAGAGGGAACCCUUGUGCGCGCCUCUGGGAGAAGGGGUGGUGGAGGCGGGGACCGGGCGGAGCGCUGUGGCAGCGGCUCUCGCGGCUGCUGGAGGGCGCGUACAGAUGCGCGGGGCUGCUGCGGCGCUUCCGCCGCCUAGCUGAGCAGGAAGACAGUCAGAGGCGGAGCCGAGACCCGCGAACAGAACCAGCUCAGCCCGGGCCGAUGUCGUAGCCGCAGCCGUGCGACCAAGGGGCUUCCUGCUGCGCCCGGCCUGGGGCUAGGCGCCUACAGGAGCCGGGUGGCAGGGUUAGCGGCCGGGGAGGCUAGGAUGUAUCUUUGAUAAACUGGGGAAACGGUGGGUUUUCUUUGCAUGGGGAAAAAGCGGUGCAGAAAACGGCGGUGGCUGCAAUCGGGGGGUGUCUGUGCUUAGCUACUAUCUCCCGGUAGAUUUACCUCUGCCUCCACGCCCCUUUUAAACUUUGUUCUCCCUCCUCCCCCAGCUAGUGGAGAGAGAGGUGCAGGCUGCUUCUCGGCCCAGCCCCCUGUCUCUUAGGAUUCCCGGCUAGAACUGUAAAAACCCUGGAGGAUGGACCCAUAACUUCACGCUUUGCUAAUUGCCUAUUUACCUCCCUUUGCGGGACAGCCAGCAACCCAGCUCAGGGUUUGAUGUGUUUGUAGAAUCUUUUCUCCGUCUUCCCCCCCCCCCCCCCAUUUUGUUUUGUUUUGUUUUUGUUUUGAUCCACCUGUGUCUUUCUGCAUCUCUCCCAAACCCUGGGGCGGGGGCUGGAGGAAGACCAGCCUCUUCCUCUGACCCCAUCCUGGGGAGAGGGAGGAAAGAGGACGGAACAUAAUGAUCACCAACACUCGGGGAUUUCUGUGGUCGGACUUGGAGACUCGAGCCCUCCUGGGCAUCUGGGGCAAGGCAGAUGUUCAGUCGGCUCUAGAAGGCAACUUUCGGAACGGCCAUGUGUACCGGGAUGUGGCCUGCCGCCUGGGGGAGAUGGGCUUCGAUCGGACCCCAGAGCAGUGUCGGAUCCGCAUCAAAGGCUUAAAACGUCAGUACUACCAGACGAAGGACGGCCUCCAGAAGAACGGGCAUGCGCGAAAGAUCUGCAAGUACUACAAUGAGAUGGACCGCAUCCUGAGCUAUGGGUCUCUUAACUACUCUGGGCUGGACCCUUGCGCUGGUGGUGAUGUGCCUGCUCCUGCAAGCAUGAGAGGCGGCUCGGGCUCCUGCCACAGCCGAGCAGUGGUUGACGAGAAGAUGGACCAAUGCAGGCUGGAGUCUUCCCAAGAGAACUUGGUGGGCGAAUGCUCCUCUUUUGCCCAGCGCCCCAUCAAAGUGGAGGAUCUCCCUUUCGCCAUUCCAGUGCCGCCCAGUAGCGGUUUUAAGCGCAUCAGUGCAGAGACCAGUCCAGCACCUCUGCCUCAAUCGAAAAGAUCAAAAAAUCAUCACACCAACAUAACCCUGGACAAAAUGAUGGAGAAGUUCUUGCAACAGAGUAUGGAUACAGAAGAAAAGUUUUAUCGCUACGAAGAGCAGAGGCUUAGAAUUGAGGACAAGCGUCGAGAAACAGAACAUGCCCGAGAGAUACAAAUGUUACAAGUGCUGGGACAGAUGUUAGCUGGAAUUUCAUCAGCCAUGACACAAAGGUCACAGCCCAGACCACCCAGUCCACUUCAGAGAACAAACCAUCCAACCUAUGGAGAGAACAUUAAUUAUAAUGCUAUGGCAGCAACACUUUCUCCACCGAUAGUUUUAGAGAGAUCAUUUUCACUCUACAAAGCACACUCUGUAAAGGACAUGGAGAAUAUUUUUCAGCUGGUGAGAAACAUCAUACCCCCUCUAACUUCCAAAAAGCAUAAAGGUCAAGAUGGAAGAAUAGGCAUUAUUGGAGGCUGUCAAGAGUACACAGGGGCUCCAUACUUUGCAGCAAUUUCAGCCCUCAAAGUGGGUGCAGAUCUGUCCCAUGUAUUCUGUACUAAAGAUGCGGCUCCUGUGAUUAAGUCGUACAGUCCGGAGCUGAUUGUUCAUCCUGUUCUGGAUAGUCCUCAUGCUGUUCCUGAAGUUGAGAAGUGGCUACCCAGAUUACAUACCAUCGUCAUAGGCCCGGGCUUAGGCAGAGAGGAGGCACUCCUCGAGAAUGUCAAGGGCAUCAUAGAAAUAUCCAAAGACAAGGGUAUUCCCAUGGUCAUUGAUGCUGACGGCUUGUGGCUCAUUGCUCAGCAGCCUUCCCUUAUUCAAGGUUACCAGAAGGCAAUUCUCACACCCAACUAUAUGGAGUUCAGCAGGCUCUAUGAAGCCACGCUUAGAGCCUCACUGGAUAGCAGUGAUCAUCAUGGAUGUGUGUUGAGACUCAGCCAAGCCUUAGGGAAUCUGACAGUCGUUCAGAAAGGAGAGAAAGAUGUUAUUUCGGAUGGUGAAAAGGUGUUCGUGUGUAGCCAUGAGGGAAGCAGCCGAAGGUGUGGAGGACAAGGAGACCUUCUGUCAGGCUCCCUUGGAGUUUUAGCACACUGGGCACUUCUUGCUGGACCUGACAAAACAAAUGAUCAGAACCCUUUCCUGGUGGCUGCGUUCGGCGCCUGUUCUCUCACGCGCCAGUGUAACCACCAGGCCUUUCAGAAGUUCGGGCGCUCCAUGACGGCCACCGACAUGAUUGCCGAGCUGGGGACGGCCUUCCGCAAGCUCUUUGAAACUUGAGGAGGAGCGCCACGCCACGCCACGCUGGUGCCAGCCCUGCCUCGGCCACAGCGCCCCCUGGCGAGGAGCCGGCACUGAGGUGAAAUGUAGAUGUUUCGGGAGAGCUUGGAAUCCAGGAAGCCCUGACGCAAGAUGUAGUUGUAGAUGUGAUAAUAAAGCCGCGCUGAAAGUA